This is a messenger RNA of Megalobrama amblycephala (Wuchang bream), 2481 nucleotides long. RefSeq lists its product as uncharacterized. The transcript is spliced from 8 exons. The coding region runs from base 227 to 1339 and encodes 370 amino acids. The record is from RefSeq and is a predicted model, not a curated record. NCBI's taxonomy places the organism in Eukaryota, Metazoa, Chordata, Actinopteri, Cypriniformes, Xenocyprididae.
UCGAACCUGCAGAACGCGGAAAGGUAAGUAUGCCCGAAACUUUCUGAUAAGUUUAUCCCGAGGAAGAUCUGGUAAGAAACAUCUGUUAGCCAUCAACAUUUGCCACACACUUUUCAAUCAACAAAAAUCACGUGACUUGGUCAGUUUGACACGAGCCCGAGCGCAUCGCCUGUACACUGAAUCACUGCUGUCAUUCAGCUUAGAUGCGGUCAGAAGCGGCAUCAAUAUGAGGAACCGUUCCUUCAUUGUUUGGGUUUUUUUACUUGUCGACGGUGUGUUUGGUGUAGAUACAGGUGAAGUGAAGACAAUAUCAGUGAUGGAGGGAGAUUCUGUCACUCUACAUCCUGAUGUUACUCAAAUACAGAGAGAUGUUACGAUACUCUGGAUCUUCGGACAUAACAACUCUGUCAUAGCUCGAAUAAAUAGAAAAGAUGUAUUUUUCCGUACAUUUGAUGGGGAUGAUGGGAGAUUCAGAGAUAGAUUGGAGCUGAAUGAACAGACUCUAUCUCUGACCAUCAGGAACAUCAAAACUGAACAUUCUGGACUUUAUAAACUGAGCGAAGAUGUGAUAUUUGAGAUGUUCAGUAUUAUUGUCCAAGGUAAUGUGGAGUCAGUGUCAGUAAAGGAGGGAGAUUCCGUCACUCUACACACCGAUCUGACUGCAGUACAAAACAGUCAGAUACUGUGGAGAUUUGGAGAUAACAACAUUACUGACUUAAAUGGCAACAUAUAUGCGGGAUGGACAGGCAUAUUUUAUCUGAAUGAUCAGACCGGAGAACUCACCAUCAGAAACGUCCGAACCAGGCAGUCUGGAAAUUAUGACGUGAAGAUAAAAAACAACAACAUGUUGAUUUUACACAGGACAUUCCAUAUUAAUCUCAGUGGUGUGUUUAGUGAUGAGAAAGACGGAGUGAAGACGGUGUCAAAGAAGACAGGAACUGAUGUCCUUCUACACACUCACGUGAUUGAAAUAGAAAAAGAUGAUCCGAUAGAGUGGACAUUUGGACCUCAAAACAUUUCCAUAGCAAAAACUGAUGGAAAGAGCAAAAAUAUUUUAUAUAACUACAAUGAUCUGAGAUUCAAGAACAGACUGUAUCUACAGAUUGACAGUGGAGAUCUCACCAUAAGUGAUGCCAACAGUGAACACUCAGGACUUUAUCAGCUGAAGAUCAUGAACAACACAUACACCAUACAGAAGAGAUUCAGUGUUACAGUCAGUGAUUCAGGUCUGUCUUCAGGUGCUAUAGCUGGAAUUGGUGUUUUGGUGGUGGUCAUUGUAGCUGCUGCUGCUGCUGGUGUGAUUUACUAUUGCUGUAAAACCCCUCGGUCUGUAUUGUAAAGACAAAUUAAUUUCAACAAGGACAGAGGGAAUCGGCCCAAUGAUUCUUUAGGGGAUGAAUCCUCCAAUCAAGAUGGUGCAUCACCAAUGUAACAAUAUACAUGUGAGCUGUUUAAAACUGACCUAUUUGUUUAGCUGAUGUGUAACUGAACAAGAAUCAUGAGUUGGUUUCUUUUACAGCUGACAUAAAAGUAUGCAUCAAAUACUGUAAUCUAAAUCUCUGUUUAAAUAUCUCUUAAACAUCCAGCAUAGCACUACUCGAUGUAAGAACUUUUACAUAUGGUACUAUUUUUGCAGACAUUCACUUUUAUUUGCCUCAUUUUUGUUUAAUAUUUAUCCAAAUUUAAUUUUGUUUGACAUAUGAAUUCAAAUCAAUAAAAAAAAAAAAAAAAAAAUAUAUAUAUAUAUAUAUAUAUAUUAUAUAUAUAUAUAUAUAUAUUUUUUUUUUUUUUUAUGCCAUAUUAAACACAAAUUACUUUUACCCCAAAUGCUAUUUACUUGUAAUUUUACAUUUUUAAACUUUGCCACUAUCAUUUUGCCCAUUUGCCAGCAAGAAUAUUUUACUAAUUUAAAAUGUAAUGAAAUUUAGUAUGCUCUUAUUCUUUUAUAUAUUUUAGUGCGAACAAGUCAGAGUAUGUAUGUUGUUUCAAUUUUUACAUAAAGUGUUGCACAAAAUUUCACCUACAUUUUAACAUUUUAUUCUCCCAAAACUUAUUUGAAACCUUUAAAGUAGCCGUUUUACUUGCAUUUAAUGUGCUUUCUAUGUAUAACAUCACUUUUGUAAAUUUUUAUUGAUGUGGACAUCUAAAUGACUUUGACCCAUAAACAUAUAUACAAUGUGCAUUGUUUCAGAGCAGCUUUAUAGAAAUAGUUCUGCAGUGAGGAAAAACAUGUCAUGUCUAAUGCAGCUUUCAGUCUUAUGCCAGGGAAAACCAUAGACACAAUUGUCUUGAGUGUUUUCUGUUUUCCCCUUUAUUACUUGAUCAGAUAUAAACAUGAAAUCCUAAAUGUGAGCAGGAUUCAGACUCAGUACUGAUCAUUUCUGCAAUAGAGUAAAAACACGGAUUAAAAUUGAAAAUAAUAUUCAUCCAGCUGUUGUAAUUGAGCAUGAUAUAUAACUGAGAAUAAAAAAAAAAACAAUA